AUGACAGACACAAGCCAACAGCCAAUCGAGUAUCACAGCGACCAGUACUUUCAAGAGCAACUGGACAGUGGAAUUAACUCUUCAUAUAUUCAUGGUGCUAUUGCUGGUGUUGUCUCUGGAGCUGCUGCCUUUGCUAUAUGUUCAGUUACUAAGCAGUCCAGAUACGCUACCGGAGUCAUCAGUGCAUGUAAGCCAUUAUCUAUACAUAUGAUAGAGAAACUAGCUACUGUAUGUGAUGGGAGCAUUGCUCAAGCUUCCUGUGAGUUGCGGUGGUUGACAGAAGCUAUUGUUCGUCGCAGAUUGGGUUCUUUCUCAAGUCGCAGACAGGCCGCUGGCAUCCAUCACAAGCUGCACUGUCCAGCUGCUCGCCAGUCUGUAUCUCAAGUGCUCAAUGAACUGUCCUCUCCGUCAGUCAUUGAUUCUCCUGCUGCUGUAGAGCAGGUUGUACUAUCUAGACUCUCAUCUAUUGAGCAGCUUCGACUAGACAGAUGGAUCCAUGACAGAUGUAUUGCUCAUAAGCCAUUACAGUAUAUUCUAGGCACUCAACCCUUUUGUGGUCUUGACAUCUCUGUUCGACGACCAACUCUUAUUCCUCGCUGGGAGACAGAAGAAUGGACUUUGAGCCUGGCUGAUCGCAUUCAUGCCAAGACUGCCAACCAACAACUACCUAAACCACUGCGUAUUCUGGAACUGUGCUCUGGCUCUGGAUGCAUCUCACUUGCACUAUCAAAAAAACUUGGCAUACACGCCCAUAUAGUUGGUGUGGACAUCUCUUUGUCUGCUAUCCUGUUGGCAAGAUUCAACCAGAGAAAGCUAAUGAUAGGAUGUGUUGGAAACGGCAGUUCCCAACAGUUGUUUUUUGAUCAAGGUGAUCUCUUUGACAAUGAGUUUGUUGGUCGUUUGCUCAGCCAAAUGUCAUCUCGCUUGCCAAAUCUAGUCGAUCCUAGAUUCGACAUGAUCAUAUCCAACCCUCCUUAUAUAUCACCAACUGAAUAUGACAGUUUAGACUCGAGUGUCAAGAUGUGGGAAGAUCAACGUGCUCUGCUGGCAUCUGAUGAACAUGGAAUUCGGUUUUAUAGGCGCAUUGAGGAACUUGCCGACGAUCUACUACUCCCACUAAGUCAUGCUUGUCAACAAUAUGAUCUACCUCGGAUCGUUUUUGAGAUUGGAAACACCCAAGGCUCUGCUGUAAAAUCACAACUUGGAAAUCGACAAUGGCGACGCACUGAUUUAGUGCAAGAUAUGGCAGGCCACGAUCGUGUUAUUUUAAAAUAUUAAGACUUGAAUGCUGUAUAAAACCAUAAAAAUAAAGUGCUACAUUUUAAUGCAACCAC
Molecule: messenger RNA, 1334 nt
Organism: Batrachochytrium dendrobatidis JAM81
Lineage: Eukaryota; Fungi; Chytridiomycota; Chytridiomycetes; Rhizophydiales
Product: S-adenosylmethionine-dependent methyltransferase
Exons: 3
Coding region: 1-1278 (425 amino acids)
Biological process (GO): protein methylation
Cellular component (GO): mitochondrion
Molecular function (GO): nucleic acid binding; protein methyltransferase activity
Source: RefSeq, a predicted model, not a curated record